UGUGGAUGAAUGGGUAAAAAUCGCAAGCCUCGCCUAGCUGUAUCAGAGGAAGUGAUAUAAAGCAGUCAGUGCUGGUGUCUUUGUAAGCCUCUCACAAACAAACUCAUAAAAAUGCAUAAUUUAGGGAAAUCGGAUUCUUACAUUGCUAUAAUUAUUACAAAAACUUUACUGUAGUAUGUUAAAUAAGAGUUUAACCAAAUAUGGAAUAUAUACUGCAUUUGGACUACUGGAUUAUAUUAUUCACUCGUAGCAAAAUCUAAUACAGGAAACUUUCGAAUGAAUGACUGAAUGUUUUGAACUGUUAUCCACAUACAGAUACAAAACAUAUAGUAGUUAGCUGCCUGGGUAUUGGAUAACACAUGCUGCAACUAUCUAUAUGACCAUGAUUAUCUACCAUCUACCACCCUGGUCUUAUCUGUAUGGUGGUUGGAACUCUCUUUUAAUAUGGAUUUUCUAUUUGGGUAUGAUUUAAAUAAUAAUAUACUACUUUCCAUGCACCGUUCAAAUUAAAGAGAAAUAUUAAGUGACUGUGUAAAUGUCAUGCUUAAACAUAAACACAUAAAAAAAUAUUACUUCUCUUUAAUCUGAUCGUAAAUAUAACAAUGGUCAUGUUUAAGGAAUGAUACGAUUCUCUACAAUCUACAUGUAGUUUUUUUUGGUGGCGUGCUUUUCCAGUACUACCUAUAUAAUGCAAACAAUUUCUAUGAGAUAUUAGUAUUUUACUUGAAUUAAAAGUAACUAUGUUUUGCUUCACUAUAUUUUGUAAACCAAUUGUGGCUAUCUUAAUCAUUUUAGUAGCCUCAACGAAAUCUUCUUCCACGCCAAAUAGAGAUAGAGGUCCUCCCAAUCUUAGCGGAAGUAAUGAUAAUUCUGGAUCUUCCUUUGGCGGAAAUGAUGAAAAUUCGAAACAAGGUUUUCCCAAUUUCGGUGGGCCUUCUUCUGGUGGGAAUGGAAACUCGAAACAAAGUUUUCCAAACUUUGACAAAACUUUUGAUGGAGGUGAGGAUUCGAAACCAAGUUUUCCGAAUUUUGGUGAAAGUACUGAUAAUUCUGAGUCUUUCUCCGACGAGAAUAAAAGUUCGGGACUAAGAUUCUCUGGAUCGUUUGCAACACCUUUGGGACCUGGAUAUUUCUAUCCUAAUGGAUCUACUGAUAGUACAUCCGAUGAGCAAUAAUUUACCUGGUUGAUAUUCAACGCUGAAAUUUUUGAUGAUAUGUAUAGUAAAAACA
This is a messenger RNA of Anoplophora glabripennis (Asian longhorned beetle), 1230 nucleotides long. RefSeq lists its product as uncharacterized. The transcript has 3 exons. The record is from RefSeq and is a predicted model, not a curated record. Lineage: Eukaryota; Metazoa; Arthropoda; Insecta; Coleoptera; Cerambycidae. Bases 741 to 1175 code for a protein of 144 amino acids.